Lachancea meyersii CBS 8951 is the source of this 1050-nucleotide messenger RNA. Lineage: Eukaryota; Fungi; Ascomycota; Saccharomycetes; Saccharomycetales; Saccharomycetaceae. The record is from the annotation of a GenBank genome assembly.
AUGGCGCUUUCAACCACCACUGUUACCAGUGCUUCCCACACCGCUACCCUGGUGUACGCUUCCCACACCAACUCAGCAGGCCAGCCUGAGGUCUCGAGAGUGUAUCAAUACUACUCGUACAAACCCACCGUGGCCGGUGCAGCAGUGUUUGCCGUGCUGUUCGGCCUCGCUUUCAUCUCUCUCAUCGUGCAACUGGUUCUGAGCUGCAAAAACAGAACGCGUGCUGAGCAUCAGCUGGAGAUCCCAGGCUUCGACAAGGAAAACCCGUUCCAAAGCGCCAACGGGCAGCUGGCUGACCCACAGCCGAUGGUGUUCGCACCUGCCACGCCGUGCACCAACACGAGACUGGUCACCAAGUUCUUUCCGCUGCUGAUCGGCGUGCUCACCGAGUGCGGAGGCUACAUCGCGCGUAUUGUUUCGAACAGCGACCUUUAUGCACUUGGGCCCUACGUGGCGCAGACUGUGAUGUUGCUGGUCGCUGCUGCGUUUAUGGCGGCAACCAUCUACAUGAACUUUGGCCGCCUGUUGGUCUUGAUGAACGCCACCAGUGUCUCUUUUGUUCCCAUCCGCUUUAGUACCACCAUCUUUGUUACAGGCGAUGUCAUAAGUAUUCUCCUGCAGGCCGUAGGCGGCAGCAUUCUGGGCGCCUCCGACAAUCACAAGCUCGGUUCCAACAUUAUUAUUGCAGGUCUAGUGGUACAGGUUCUAGUGUUUGGAUUAUUCGUCAUCACGGAAAUUAGAUUUCUGCUCUUGGCAGACAAAGUAUCGCCUCUGACGCCUCGCAUCUCUCGUCAGUGGAGGAUCUUGAACCUGAAUUUGUUCUGGUGCAGUAUUCUCAUCUUGGUGCGGUCCAUUGUAAGACUGGUUGAGUUUAUCCAAGGCUACAGUGGCUACAUUAUCAAGCACGAAUGGUUCAUCUACGUAUUUGACGCUGUGCCCAUGUUCCUGGUCGCCGUGUUCUUCAUUAUCACCUUCCCUAAGGGCAAUCUGUUCAAGGUGGAGUUCGAGUGUACUUCCAUGCUCCGAAAAUCCAACGAGGCGAGUGCUUAG